AUGCCGCGUGGCACGUGUGACCCGCCGCCGCGCGACGGUCGAGUGGCUCAAGCUCCUGCGAAGCUCCGGGACCUGAAGCGGCCCUGGAUGAUGCUGGAGCUAAGGGAUCGUGUGGCUUGGAGCAGAGGCUAUGUGCACCUCAUGCAGGACUCGCAACCGCCGAGCCCCCGUGAGACCCACCAGGUGCACCGGCCUUCCUGCGGACGCUUUCAGGGCUUCGUCACCAUCUUGGUGGCCCUGCUGCUCUUAGGUAUCGGUAGGAUACCUCACGGCCGACACCUUCGGGGCUCCCAAGGCGCCGCCCAGUGGAGGCGCUGGGUCGAAUCCGCGUACCUGCAAGGACAGGUCGCCGGUGAGCUGCCGAAGAAUUGGACCACGAAGUCUGUGGAUGGUGUGCCCGUCUUCCAGAAUUCGACCCAGGCCCCCACUCGGGCGUGGCUGGUGAAGGUGUGGACCCACGAGGAGCUCUCCUGGCAGCAACAUGUCAAUCCCAAGGAUGAUUACCACCGGCUGGAAUCGGUUCUCCAUGUGGCGCGCAAUCUCAGCUUAGAGGUGCUUUUCCAUGGACACCGUGGGGGUCUUCCCAUGUUGGCCGCACGCGCCAGUAGCCAGCAACUCCAGGCGUUGCUGAACAGGACCAAGGACUUGGUUCAGUUUGUAGAGGAAGACACGGCUCUUCAAGCCACGGGGAAGUCCCGAGGGGCAGCGGAGGAGACCAAUGUCGACUUCACGAGUCCAGGGUCGAGGCACCGCGCCUCCCUGCAAGAUGGCCCACCCUCUUGGGGCCUGGACCGUAUCGACCAACGGGGCCCUGUCGUGAGCGGAGACAAUUCGUCGUAUCGCUAUCGCCCCAAAGCCGGCGAGACGGUGCACGUCUAUGUGCUAGACACUGGCAUCAGGACGAGCCACAAGGACUUUGGUGGGCGAGCGGUUCGGGAACUUGAGGUGACGGAGAAAGGCUUGCACAUGUGCGAGGACAAUGACGACGAGGAUUGUGCCAUGGACUUUCAGGGCCAUGGAACGAGCAUCGCUGGGAUCCUCGGAGGGCAUAGGUAUGGUGUGGCGAAAUCGGCUACAAUCCAUGCCUUGAAAGUCUUGGACGACCAUGGCAGAGGUCAUAGCUGGCAGAUGAUGGCAGCCUUCGAUUGGCUGCUGGUGCAUGCCGAGCAGCCGGCCAUUGCCGUGCUGGGCUCCGCCACCCAGGGCCAGUUGAGCGCCUGGCGCGCGGCGGCCGACGCGGCCAGCCGUGCCGGGAUCACCGUGGUGGCGGCCGCGGGCGACGAGGGCGACACGGCCCACCCCGACGCUUGCGAAUACACACCCGGCUACAUCCCUUCAGUGCUGACGGUGGGCGCCACCACCAGGCAUGACACUCGAGCCAACACCAGCAAUUUCGGCCAGUGUAUCAACUUGAUGGCACCGGGCGAGGACCUCACCAGCGCGGGCAUCGGCUCCGACACGGCGGAGCUCCGCCGCUCCGCCGGGAGCGCGCUGGCCGCGGCGCACGUGGCCGGCGCCGCGGCGCUGGUGCUGUCGGAGAAGCCUCACUUGCAGUCGCACGAGGUCAUCCAACGGCUCAUCGACAGCAGCACCGUGGGACGUUUGUCGCACCUGCACGCUGCACCCGACAGGUUAGUGAAUUCCUUGGGCGAGGAGGUCUCCGUGCCGAGCUGGGCUGAAGAGGGGAUGUGGAGUCUGGUGGACGGUGGCAAAGAUCGUGCGUGUGGCGGCCUCGACGGAGAGGAGGGCGAAGACUUCGUCGCCUUCCGCGAGGUGCACGACUUGGAAAGCUGUAAGGUCAGGUGCGAACACUCGGAGAGCACCACCGGCUGUGCCGGGAUCAGUUAUAGCCGUGAAGAGGAGAUCUGCCAGAUCCAUGUGGACUUGGUCCGCUCGAGCAAGCAGAUGACUGGAUACAUCUGCUUACGCCAUGAGGCGCCCACCACGACGCGGAGCUCGAUGACGACGAGCAGCUUGACGAGCUCCACGAGGAGUCGCACGUCGAUGACCUACACCAGUCGUACAUCGACCUCCAUGACCACCACGACGAUGACCCAGAGCACCCGCACCGUCACUUCUCUGCGGGGCUCCUGGAAACAAGCCGAGGAUCUGAACUGCUACUGGGGCGCAGGAGCUGCGACUGCGGAAGGCAAGGACUUCGUGGGGCUUUUGCCCCUGGAAGAAUGCCUGAAGGAGUGCAGCAAGGUGGACUCCUGUGAAGCCUCACUUUACCAAGACUUUGGUCGUGUGGGCAAUUGCUGGUUGAGGUCCAAGGUGGACUUGCCCAAGUGCGUGAAAGUGCCGGGCUACAGUCUCUGGUUCUCUCCUAGCAAGCUCAAGUAGAUCCGCAUGAGGUCCUUGGGCGAAACCCGCACGACCCCUUUUCAGGCGUAAUCGGCGGAGGCUGCCAGGCCGCUGAGGCCUUCUCUGCCUGGAAUUCGUCAUAGGACCAGAUCCAGAUCGCUUUGGAUGCUCCCAAAACAACUCUCGUC
Molecule: messenger RNA, 2492 nt
Organism: Durusdinium trenchii
Lineage: Eukaryota; Dinophyceae; Suessiales; Symbiodiniaceae
Source: the annotation of a GenBank genome assembly